This is a messenger RNA of Papaver somniferum (opium poppy), 868 nucleotides long. Its product is annotated as temperature-induced lipocalin-1-like. The transcript has 2 exons. Bases 96 to 656 code for a protein of 186 amino acids. The record is from RefSeq and is a predicted model, not a curated record. NCBI's taxonomy places the organism in Eukaryota, Viridiplantae, Streptophyta, Magnoliopsida, Ranunculales, Papaveraceae.
UCGCACGCUCCUCACUUAUCUUAUCUUCUUUCCUCUUCUUAGGAUUCUCCAUAUCAAAAAUCAUCGUCAUCAGCAGCAGAAAUCAAAUCAAAAACAUGGCUUCAAAAAAGGAGAUGGAAGUCGUAAAAGAUUUAGAUAUCAAGAGAUACAUGGGUAGAUGGUAUGAGAUAGCAUCAUUCCCAUCAAGAUUUCAACCUAAAAAUGGUGUAAACACAAGAGCUACAUAUACACUACAAGAAGAUGGUAAAACUGUGACUGUUCUAAAUGAGACAUGGAGUGAUGGUAAAAGAGGUUUUAUUCAAGGUACUGCUUAUGCAGCUGAUCCAUCUAGUAAUGAAGCUAAACUCAAAGUCAAGUUUUAUGUUCCUCCUUUCUUACCUAUUAUCCCUGUUGUUGGUGAUUACUGGGUUUUGUCCAUUGAUGCUGAUUAUCAAUAUGCUUUGAUUGGUCAGCCCAGCAGAAACUAUCUCUGGAUACUGUGCAGGAAUACCCAUAUGGAUGAAGAUAUAUACAAUGAGCUAGUGGAGAAGGCAAUAAAUGAAGGAUAUAAUGUGAAGAAAUUGCACAAAACUCCACAGACAGACCCUCCACCAGAAGAAGAAGGACCUAAAGAUACCACGGGUGUAUGGUGGAUCAAAUCUAUCUUUGGGAAAUGAAUGAUUACUUUAUGCUUGGGUUUAGUGUUUAUAGUGUGUGAGUGAAGAAGAUGAUAUGAAUAAAUUAGACAGAUAAACUCAAUACAGUGGUAUGUGCUGAUAGACUUUUAAUGUGUUAGGGGUUUAUGUUUCAUGUAUUCGCUUUUGUUGUGUGGUUUUUAAUGGAUAUGUUUUAAUUUGUAUUCUGCUAUGGUUGUUUACAUUGUUUUAUU